This is a messenger RNA of Babesia bovis T2Bo, 1171 nucleotides long. RefSeq lists its product as uncharacterized. NCBI's taxonomy places the organism in Eukaryota, Apicomplexa, Aconoidasida, Piroplasmida, Babesiidae. The record is from RefSeq and is a predicted model, not a curated record. Bases 228 to 1139 code for a protein of 303 amino acids. The transcript has a single exon.
AGCAUGACCAGCAUAAACAUCAUACAUAGCUGGAAGUAUGGUAUAAAUUAACGUAUGUGCCAGGGAUACAUUGGCCAUAGCCUCCACCUGGUUAUUCAACAGUAAGACCGUAGGUGUGUUGAAUAAUCUAGAUUACUAACGUUCAUCAUCUAUGGUAUAUCACAAUAUGAUUAUUUUGGAUUAUACGAUAGUCUUACUUCAUUCCUAAGUUGUAUGUUUAUCUGAAGAUGUAUAAGUUGCUUCUUCUUUUCAUUUCAGCCAGCGCCUAUAAAGUGCUAUACGGGGUGCAGGCUAUUCUCGAAACAGAUUAUAAGGAAAUAAUACCUUGCACUCAAAAACGUUUUGAAGCUAUUAUAUUGGCCAUGGAUGAAGGGAAAUUCAAUAAAGAAUUAAUUGAUUACGUAAACCAAGCUAUACAUGACAAGUUGAUCACAAAUCUUCAAAAACGAUGGGAGUUGGAAAUGGAAUCAGAAAAAUCGGAAAUUACAGCAAAUGACAAAAAGCUACUACAACGAAUUAUAUUCGAAAACAGGAAAUUAAACGACGGUGAAAAAAUGGAAUCGCACCGUGCGAAAUGGUAUUAUGAUACUUACUUAGAGUUGAAUAGAACAAGUGUUGAAAUUAAUCAAUUUAAUAAUGAAAUAUACGAAGAUAUUGGGCCAAUUCUACAUGAUUUCUUCACCGCAUUGUAUGGACCGCAGUACAAAGAGCAAGUAUUAGCAUUGUACGACAGCCGCCCUUUAAAACAGUAUAUAUUCCGCAAUUUGAGGUUCGUAUUCAUUCAAUUCCAAAAUGACCUGCAAUUAUUGGAAGAUGUAUUUACUGCAGAUGAGAUCUCUGGUAAGACACCACAUGUAACUGACGAAACAACAGAAAAGAUUAGGCAAUGGGUCAUCAAAAAUACGCCAAAGAUCAAACCUGCCGAAACUAUAGAAGGAGAUGUGGUGCUAAAGACAUUGACUACAUUGUUAGAUGAAAGAGAACAGCAUGUAUAUUCUCUCGGAGCAAAUUGGAAGCUGUUCAAUAUGAUGUCAAACGACACAUCACGUGCCAUUCAAGAGUGCAAAAGCCUCAACUCUGCGAUGUUUGCCUCAUUUUUAACCACAGUGGUUAUCACGACCGCCUUUACUAUACUAUAAAGUGCUUAUUGAUGCAUGCAACAUAUUAACAG